Dissoconium aciculare CBS 342.82 is the source of this 1143-nucleotide messenger RNA. RefSeq lists its product as uncharacterized. The record is from RefSeq and is a predicted model, not a curated record. NCBI's taxonomy places the organism in Eukaryota, Fungi, Ascomycota, Dothideomycetes, Mycosphaerellales, Dissoconiaceae. The transcript has a single exon. The coding region runs from base 16 to 1143 and encodes 375 amino acids.
AUCGGUCAUUGAUCAAUGUCUCGACGACAUGUGAGCACCCCCCUACUCCGCGCAAAAGCGCGUCCGCGCUUCAUGCACACUUUCCCAUCGGACUUUCGCGCAUAUGCAUCUUCGACGGAGACCGCCUCUGCGAGCAGUACACAGCUGUCUGCAUCGUCCGAGAGCUCCGUUAUGGACGGCGCACAAACCUUAGAGGCAGGCCAUGCCCCGUUCACGCGGGUCCUGAAGCGGGUAGAUUAUGCCAUGGUCCAGGCAAGUCGAGACAGUGUCCAGAAAUUGGUCACGCGGAUCGAAGAGCACCGCAAAUUCACCGCCGUAGUUUCCACGACGCUGAAACUCAAUGCGGAUAUUCCGGAAUACAAGUUCAGGUACUCGUCCACUCACCGCCUAGGCCAGAGUCGAUCAAAGAUGGAGGAGGCGUACGAAAGGUUCUUCGCCGCCGCGAAAGCCGUAGAUUUGCACCUGGAGGACCUACAACGCAUUGACCAUCGAACAUUCGCCCAGCGAACCGGGGAGAAAGCGCGUCGGCGAGCACAGGGGAUGUCCCCGGAACAGGUGCGCCAGUGGGCGAUAAAGGCUCGUGCGGACGAGGUAGGUGCCCAAAAGCAUCUGACGGAAAGUCUCGUGGCGUACAAGAAGAGCAAGGAGGAACUCCAGUCGAAAGGGAGAAUGGAAGCGGAGCAAGGAAGCAAGGAGCCGCUCAGUCGGGAGGAGCUUGAAGAGGCUCGAGCCGAACAGCAGCGCAAAGACCAACAGACCCAGGAAGCCCUUCAGAAGCAGCGGGAGAAAGCGCGCCUUGAAGAGCGCAAGGUCGACGAAGAGUUCCGCAACGAGAAACAGCGCAGAGCCGCCGAAGAGCGCUGGCAGGCGGACGUCCAAGCCAUGGCCGAAGCUUCCCCAGCCCCUUCAACCGAAGCGACUCCGGCUGCCGCUCUUUCCUCCUCUGGCACAGCAGCGGCAACACAAGUCAUCGAGUCGGUCACCGGCGCCUCGGAACCCACGCAGCCGAAGGUCGGAUGGGGCACCGGCGUGCCUCACCGACGGGCGCCUUCGGACAAGAACCGACAGAUCACGACGCCGAGGUUCUCCACUGGCGGCAGAAUGAGGUCUCGGAGGGUGCAGCUCAGCUGGCCGCAGCAAUGA